Molecule: messenger RNA, 887 nt
Organism: Gossypium raimondii (Peruvian cotton)
Lineage: Eukaryota; Viridiplantae; Streptophyta; Magnoliopsida; Malvales; Malvaceae
Product: 54S ribosomal protein L24, mitochondrial
Exons: 2
Coding region: 59-697 (212 amino acids)
Cellular component (GO): mitochondrial large ribosomal subunit
Molecular function (GO): structural constituent of ribosome
Source: RefSeq, a predicted model, not a curated record
AACCUAACUCUUAAGUAAAGAAAAAAAACACUGGUACGGGGGAAAGGGAAAGGCAAAAAUGGCUUUCAGAGGGAAGGAGAUGAUGAAAAAGCUGUUGAAGAAGGUGGGGGAGAAAAACCUAGCGCAUGGAGUUAAGGAACAGCUUCAAAAAUCCAUUCCAGACAGCAAGGUCGUCAUGAACCGCGCCAAACGCGGCCUUUACGCUGGCCGUCACAUCCAGUUCGGCAACCGUAUAAGCGAAGACGGUGGAAACAAAUCGAGGAGGAGUUGGAAGCCUAAUGUACAAGAGAAGCGUCUAUUUAGUUAUAUCUUAGAUCGCCAUAUUCGAGUCAAAGUAACCACUCAUGCCCUCCGUUGCAUUGACAAGGCAGGCGGGAUUGACGAGUACCUGCUGAAAACUCCCUACCACAAGAUGGAUACAGAAAUGGGUCUGUUCUGGAAAGCUAAAAUCGAGAAAAUGUAUGAAGAGCUUGGGCAAAUGGAGGUAGUCUUCUUUUCGCCGGAGGAUGAAGCAAAGUUUGAGCAAGGAUUCAAAGAACUGAAGCUAGCGGAGAGAGCAGCUCGAAGGGAUGCUAGAAGACAGAUGUAUGGAUGGUCAGGGAAACUGGAAGAAAUUGAGAACAGAAGAAGUCAUGAUGGAACUGGUAAUGCCGGGGAAGAUAGUUCCGAUGGCGAUGUGCUGGUUGCAAAUUCUUGAGUGUAGAACUGGGUGCGUCCACUUUCUUUUUGGCUACUCUAUAAGGGAAUAUUUGUUUUGGAUGAAUAAUUUGGUAGCUAAGCUUUUUAUAUUGUGGUACUUAUGGAAUUAGUGUUAUCAUGUCGUCGACUAAACAGUUGACGUAAAAAGGUGAUAUUACUUUACUAAUGUAUGAUUAAAUUCUUCACUA